UACAGAAAGAAUAGCCGAGGAGCACGCCGAGGUUCAAAAUGGCCGGUGGUGCCUUCGCUGUGGAUACACCAAACAAUGGUUUCGCUGGGAAGAUCACGCUCUCAAUUAUCAUCAGUUGCAUCGUUGCUGCAUCCAGUGGACUCCUUUUUGGAUAUGACAUCGGAAUUUCAGGAGGUGUGACAACAAUGGUACCAUUUCUGCAAAAAUUCUUUCCAGACAUACUGAGAAAGGCUGCUGGUUCGGAAGUAAAUAUAUAUUGCGUUUACGACAGUCAAGUGUUGACAUUGUUUACGUCUUCUCUUUACCUUGCUGGGUUGAUAUCAUCUCUUGGAGCUAGUCGUGUCACAAUGGCACUGGGACGAAGAAACACCAUUCUCCUUGGUGGAACCAUCUUUUUCAUUGGUGGUUCCCUUAAUGGAGGCGCUGAAAAUAUUCCCAUGCUCAUUUUAGGUCGUAUCUUACUUGGAUUUGGAGUUGGUUUUACCAAUCAAGCAACGCCGUUGUACCUUUCUGAAAUCGCUCCAGCAAAAUGGCGAGGAGCUUUCAACGCAGGGUUCCAAUUCUUCAUAUCGAUCGGAGUGGUCGCUGCAGGCUGCAUAAACUAUGGAACCGCAAAGCACACGUGGGGUUGGCGAGUCUCUCUUGGGCUGGCCGUGGUGCCUGCAGCAAUUAUGACAAUGGGUGCAUUCCUUAUAACUGACACCCCAAGUAGCUUGGUUGAGCGUGGCAAAAUAGACCAAGCCAGAAGAGCCUUGCACAAAGCCAGGGGAUCCUCCACCGAUGUUGAACCCGAAUUGGAAGAACUCAUUAGGUGGUCAAAAAUUGCAAAAUCUGUGGAGCAGGAACCCUUCAAGACCAUAUUUGAGAGGAAGUAUCGACCCCAGUUGGUCAUGGCUUUUGCUAUCCCAUUUUUUCAACAAAUGACAGGAAUUAACAUAGUCGCAUUCUAUUCUCCUAACCUCUUUCAAUCAGUGGGUUUGGGACACGAUGCCGCUUUACUUUCUGCCGUCAUCCUCGGAGCAGUCAACGUUGCUUCUCUUCUCGUCUCUAUUGGUAUUGUUGAUCGGUUUGGGAGAAGGUUCCUGUUCAUAACUGGCGGUAUAUGCAUGUUUCUUUGCCAGGUUGCGGUGUCUGUUUUGCUAGCAGUGUCGACUGGUGUUCAUGGUACAAAGGAGAUAUCGAAGAGCAAUGCAGUUCUGGUGUUGGUGCUACUGUGUUUCUACACUGCAGGAUUUGGUUGGUCGUGGGGUCCUCUCAGUUGGCUAAUUCCAAGUGAAAUUUUCCCCUUAAAAAUCAGAACCACAGGACAAAGCAUAGCUAUUGCCGUGCAAUUCAUAGUCGUAUUUAUAUUGUCCCAGACAUUCUUGUCAAUGCUAUGCCACUUUAAGUUUGGUGCCUUCUUGUUUUAUGGGGGUUGGAUUGUGGUGAUGACCGUCUUUAUUAUAUUUUUCUUGCCAGAAACAAAAGGGAUUCCUUUGGAAUCAAUGUACAGCAUAUGGGGUAAACACUGGUUCUGGCGUCGGUUUGUGAAAGAAGAAGCUGCCCAAGAAAAUCUUCCUUCAAACAUAACUUAGGUAUAUAUACUGUUGUUUGUAAGGAAUAGUAAAAAAGAAAAUUAGCUUCUCCAGCCGCAGAUGAA
This is a messenger RNA of Vigna radiata var. radiata (mung bean), 1639 nucleotides long. Its product is annotated as sugar transport protein 5. Lineage: Eukaryota; Viridiplantae; Streptophyta; Magnoliopsida; Fabales; Fabaceae. Gene Ontology annotation, molecular function: monosaccharide transmembrane transporter activity. Gene Ontology annotation, biological process: monosaccharide transmembrane transport. The transcript has 4 exons. Gene Ontology annotation, cellular component: membrane. The record is from RefSeq and is a predicted model, not a curated record. Bases 39 to 1574 code for a protein of 511 amino acids.